Molecule: messenger RNA, 1274 nt
Organism: Schistocerca piceifrons (Central American locust)
Lineage: Eukaryota; Metazoa; Arthropoda; Insecta; Orthoptera; Acrididae
Exons: 7
Coding region: 129-1274 (381 amino acids)
Source: RefSeq, a predicted model, not a curated record
ACUCGGUGCUUGCAUUACGUUCGUUCCCAUCACCAGUAACCGGCUGUCCAGUGGCGAACUUCCUCUGCUGCUCGUAGCGUUUCUACUGUAAUCACCUACAGCGUAAGGGCCGGCGAGACAGCGCAGAGAUGGCUGUGGCGGAGGCGGCGUCGUGGCUGCAGAGGACCUCUACCCUGCUCGCCCCUGGGCCCUGGCAGUGGGCGUGGCUUUCUCCGUGGGCGUGGCUCUUCUCGUCAGAGGUCGCCAGCGCAUACGCCGCCUACAACGCCUCUGCCGUCAGCAACUCCACAGACCUCGAGCUGCGCACCGAGGCGCCGCCCAGCCCGUCGGCGCUGGCACUGUACGAGCACCUGUCGCUGCCGGUGCCACUGCCCUCGGCCGCGCACCUGGGGCUCGCCACCGGCCUGUUGCUGGCACUAUUCUUCAACGCGCGCCGAGACGCCUUCAAGGAGCGGAAGCGCGCGGAGGCGUGGGCGGUGCGCGUGGCGUGCAGCGCGGCGUGGGUGGCGGGGGCGGCGGCGGCGCUGCCGGGGGCGGCGGCGCUGGUGGCGGCGUGCGCGCUCUACCGCCGCCUGGCGGCCGCCGUGCUCGCCUGCACCACCGGCCGAGACUUCGCGGGGCUGCUCGCCGGGCCCGACGCCGUCUGGGCCGUGGAGGACGACGCCGCGCGCUCCGUCAUCAACGUGCUCGCCACGCUACAGGUGGAGGACGACGGCGUGGACGGCGCGCAGCUGCUGCGCCAGCUGCGGUCGCUGCUGCUGGAGCGGCUGCAGAGCGGCGUGCUGCCCGAGAAGCUGCUGCUGCUGCGCCGCCACUCGCCGCUGGGCUACUUCUACUGGCAGCGACGGCCACAGCCGCUGCGCCUCGACGCCGUCGUCCGAGAGCACGUCCGUUUCCUCGACGACGAAGACGAUCUCGACGAGGACGCCGCCAGGUUCGCCGGCAGCCGACAGCACGGGGGCGCCGCCCAGUGGUGCUGGCUGGGCGCGCUGCGGCGCCGCCUGUGCGAGCUGGCGAACGCGCCGCUGCCGCAGGGCCACGCCGCCGGCUGGGAGGUGCUGGUCAGCGCCGCGCCCCUGGCCGCCGGGCCCGCCGACGCCGGACAGGACCCGCUCACCGCCAUGGAGGAAGGUCUGCCGGAUGGCGUAGUCGGUGGCGGGUUCCGGGUGUUCCCGGUGCUUCUGAGGGUGCACCACUCGCUGGGAGACGGCGUGGCCCUCCUGCACCUGCUGACGCACGCGCUCUCUGGCUCCCCACAGGUAGGGAACGCAUAG